AUGUCCAAAAUGGCCGAUCCCUCAGUGACGAAUUUUCUUCUCCGUUCCCUGCUGCCCCCAGAGGCCGUCGACUUCAUCAACAAGAACGCCCUGCACCCUUCCUCCCCGGUCCAGAUCCUGCGCCAGCACUUCGUCGCCGCCGCAUCGCGUGCCUUCGACACGGUGUACCCUUACCUCGCGCCCGCGGUCGACGCGACUCUCGCCUUUCUGCAAGACUCCCCGGAGCUUGUGUCGUUCGGCAUCCUGCUCGCGCUACUGGCCGCGACGGUCGUGGUACUCAACUGGAUCCGCCGCGUCGUGGCGUUCUGGACUGCGCUCGUGCUGAGGAUCGCCUUCUGGGGUGCCGUUGUCGCCGUUCUUGCGGCUGUGGUGCAGAGGGGUGUCUGGGAGACGGCAAAGGAUGCGGUCGUUGUCGGCGGCAAGGUCGUGGGUUUCGCAACGGCGUUGAAGGAUGUGUGGAUUUCCGAGUACAAGAGAUACGAAGAGGAGACGCAGUUUCAAGGAAGGAGGCACCGAUGA
Molecule: messenger RNA, 519 nt
Organism: Colletotrichum truncatum
Lineage: Eukaryota; Fungi; Ascomycota; Sordariomycetes; Glomerellales; Glomerellaceae
Source: RefSeq, a predicted model, not a curated record